CGAUCCCCAACGAUCUUCAGGAUGUCAAAUCUUAACUCGGGCACAAGGGCAGCAAGGAGGACUGCCCAUUUUUUAAUGACCUUCCGACAGUUCAUCAACCUGCGAUGUCCUGCUCACUCCCGACCCAGGAACUUGCACCUUACUCCAGGAACAGCAUCCUCACAUAAACACCAUGCGAUCUCCUCUCUCGUUCAAUCAUAUCGCAACUACCGCUCUCGUCAACGACCAGCUUCAAUUCCCUCAAGCCUUUUCUGUAGUCAGGAAUACACCUCUGCUGCUGCUACAUCCGCACAACUACCAUUAUUUUACAAUCCACCUUUGACCCACAACACAAACAAUGCCUCCCCUGACGACGCUCCAGCUCCGAAAGAGCGCGUCCUCCUCUUGAUGUCCGGCGGCGUCGAUUCCUCCAUGUGCGCAUACAUUCUCCACAACCAGGGCUACGACGUCACAGGACUUUACAUGCACAACUGGAACCACGACGAAGAAACCCAAGACGAAGUUGAGUCCGAGUCCAGAUCAUUACGCCAACAACCUUCCGGUAGCGAGCACGACACCCUUUACCUAACCGAGUCCACCCCUCCUUCGAAUCCCACGACCUCCCCAGCAAUGACAAUAACUUCACUAAGCACGCGGUCCCCGAGGACGGCAAGAACCCGUCCAAAGGUCUGCACCUCUGAUCGCGACUGGGCCGACGUGCAAGCCGUCUGUGCCCAGAUCGGCAUCCCGGCGCGUCGGCUCGACUUCUCUCGACAGUACUGGAAUCAGGUGUUUGAGGUCAUGCUCGCAGAGUACGAGCGUGGACGAACCCCGAACCCGGAUAUCACCUGUAACCGUGAGAUCAAGUUCGGAGAACUGAUCGAAUGGUGUCAUCGGAACGGUGGCCUUGGUAAAGAUCGACAUCGUCACCUCUGUGACCAGGACAAGAGCCAGGACAGGGGUAGAACUAGCAACAAAGAUGCGAAUGCAAACAAUUUGUCAGCACAGGAUACGAAUCCGAUGACGAUGUUACAGGGAUGGGAUUAUCUGGCUACGGGACAUUACGCCCGUGUCGAACGCGAUUCUCUCACGGGCCAGGCAAAGCUCCUCCGCGCGCUUGACAGCAACAAAGACCAAACUUAUUACCUUUCGACCCUUUCAGAAGAAGUCCUCCGACAUGUACUUUUCCCCCUGGCCCAAUACGACAAACCGACCAUCAAGAAAAUGGCCCUGACCACCGGAGCAGCUCAACUCAAGAACGCGGCCGUGAAGAAGGAGAGCAUGGGAAUUUGUUUUGUCGGACAGCGGAAGCGUUUCGGAGAGUUUUUAGAAGAGUACCUGGAGACGAGACGGGGCCCCGUUAGAGUCAAUGGACUGGAGGGGCCGAUAAUUGGAGAGCAUAAAGGCUUGGUCAGAUAUACAGUCGGCCAGGCCUCUGGCGUUACGCAUGGGUGCCAGAAAUGGGUUGUGCUCAGGACGGACCUGCCAUCCAACACCCUGAUUGUUGUUGAGGGAACACAAAACCCAAGGCUUUUUUCACCAGGACUAAUUGCAGAAUCAUGGCAUUGGAUUGCUGGUCAACCACCCCAGAGACUGCUACAGUCUACAGUCGGAGAAUCCGACUCGCCAUCAUCGGACGAAUAUCCCUUCACAGCACAGAUCCGACACCGACAAGCACCUCAACCAUGCAAAAUCGAGCCCAUCUUGGACACUGCGGGCAGGGUGUCAGAUGCCGUGUCUGCACAGCUAUUCAGGGUGCACUUUAAGGAUCUUCAAAGAGCCAUAGCUCCUGGCCAGCAAAUCGUGCUUUACGAUCAGGAUGAGUGCCUCGGUGGAGCUGUGAUCCAGUCUGGUCUUCCGUCUCCAUUCGAUUCUUUGAAGCAAUAAAGCUCGGGCAAUCGUAUAUGAACGGU
This is a messenger RNA of Gamsiella multidivaricata, 1892 nucleotides long. Its product is annotated as tRNA methyl transferase-domain-containing protein. Gene Ontology annotation, biological process: tRNA wobble position uridine thiolation. Gene Ontology annotation, molecular function: sulfurtransferase activity. The transcript is spliced from 5 exons. Bases 22 to 1866 code for a protein of 614 amino acids. Lineage: Eukaryota; Fungi; Mortierellomycota; Mortierellomycetes; Mortierellales; Mortierellaceae. The record is from RefSeq and is a predicted model, not a curated record.